GCACGAUAACGAGCGUCCCCAAGUGUGGCGGGCGGACUUUUUUGAUUUCUCUUCGCCAGGGUUAUUGGGGGGAGUAGGAGUGAGAAGAGAAAAGCGUAUGCAAACUGCCAGCGAGCGCGCCCGGAUUUUCCAUCGCUCCUUCCUUCGCUUGAAAACUCAAAAUGGGUAUGUUAAAGUAGUGUGUGUGGGAUGGAUGGGAAAAAAACGCACGGAUACCCUAUCCAACUGGAUGGAUGACAGAUGGAUGCCUCAUUUUUCUGUCAUGCGAAGGUCUGCGUGUGUGGGAAAACAUGUGCUCACUGUUUUGUUUACAUAUAUCAUACUAUCCAAAUUUUUACCCAUGAACUAUAGUGAACUUUACUAUUGAGGAGAUCCGUGGUUUGAUGGACAAAGUUACGAACGUUCGUAACAUGUCGGUCAUUGCUCACGUCGAUCACGGCAAGUCUACUUUGACUGACUCUUUGGUCUCCAAGGCCGGUAUUAUCUCUGCCGGUCGUGCUGGUGAGACUCGUUUCAUGGACACCCGUAAGGAUGAACAGGAGCGUGGUAUUACCAUCAAGUCCACCGCUAUCUCCAUGUACUUCGCUUUGGAGCACGAGGAAGAUAUCAAGGAAAUCAAGAACCAGAAGACUAUUGGCAAGGAUUUCUUGAUCAACUUGAUCGAUUCGCCCGGUCACGUUGAUUUCUCUUCUGAAGUUACUGCUGCCCUUCGUGUCACCGAUGGUGCUCUUGUCGUCGUCGACUGUAUCGAAGGUGUCUGCGUCCAGACUGAGACUGUCUUGCGCCAGGCUUUGGGUGAGCGUAUCAAGCCCGUCAUCGUCAUCAACAAGAUUGAUCGUGCCUUGCUUGAAUUGCAGUUGGACAAGGAGGAGUUGUACAAUGCUUUCGCUCGUACCAUCGAAUCCGUCAACGUCAUCAUUGCCACCUACUUUGAUGAAGCUCUUGGUGAUGUCCAGGUCUACCCCGACCAGGGCACUGUUGCCUUCGCCUCCGGUCUUCACGGUUGGGGUUUCACCCUCCGUCAGUUCGCUGUCCGUUACUCCAAGAAGUUCGGUGUCGACAAGGAGAAGAUGAUGCAGCGCUUGUGGGGCGAGAACUACUUCAACCCCAAGACCAAGAAGUGGACCACCAAGGACACCGAUGCCAGCGGCAAGCAGUUGGAGCGUGCCUUCAACAUGUUCAUCUUGGACCCCAUCUACAAGAUCUUCGAUACGAUCAUGAACUUCAAGAAGGAGCAGAUCCCCACUCUUUUGGAGAAGCUCGACAUCCAGUUGAAGUCCGAAGAAAAGGAGUUGGAGGGCAAGCAGUUGAUGAAGGUCGUCAUGCGCAAGUUCUUGCCUGCUGGUGAUGCUCUCUUGGAAAUGAUCUGUAUCCACUUGCCUUCCCCCGUCACUGCCCAAAAGUACCGUGUCGUCAACUUGUACGAAGGUCCCUCCGACGACGAGUGUGCCCAGGGUAUCCGCGACUGUGACCCCAACGGUCCCUUGAUGAUGUACGUCUCCAAGAUGGUUCCCACCUCCGACAAGGGUCGUUUCUACGCUUUCGGUCGUGUCUUCUCUGGUACCAUCCGUGCUGGUCUUAAGGUCCGUAUCCAGGGUCCCAACUACGUCCCCGGUUCCAAGACCGACUUGGCUGUUAAGUCCAUCCAGCGUACUGUCCUUAUGAUGGGCCGUAACACCGAAGCCAUCGAUGACUGCCCUGCUGGUAACAUCAUUGGUUUGGUUGGUGUCGAUCAGUUCUUGGUCAAGUCCGGUACCAUCACCACCUCCGAGGUUGCCCACAACAUGAAGGUCAUGAAGUUCUCUGUCUCUCCUGUCGUGCAGGUUGCCGUCGAAGUCAAGAACGCCAACGACUUGCCCAAGCUCGUCGAAGGUUUGAAGCGUCUCUCCAAGUCCGAUCCCUGUGUCUUGACCUACACCUCCGACUCUGGUGAACACAUUGUUGCCGGUGCUGGUGAACUUCACUUGGAAAUUAUCUUGAAGGAUCUUGAGGAAGACCACGCCCAGGUCCCCAUCCGCACUGGUGACCCCGUCGUCCAGUACCGUGAGACCGUCACUGCCGAAUCCUCGAUGGACUGCUUGUCCAAGUCGCCCAACAAGCACAACCGUAUCUUCAUGCGUGCCAUGCCCUUGGAUGAUGAGCUCUCCAACGAUAUCGAACAGGCAAAGGUCGGUCCCAAGGACGAUUUCAAGGCUCGUGCCCGUAUCUUGGCUGACCAGUACAACUGGGAUGUCACUGAGGCCCGUAAGAUCUGGUGUUUCGGUCCCGAUGCCACCGGUCCUAAUCUUGUUGUCGAUGUCACCAAGGCUGUCCAGUACUUGAACGAAAUCAAGGACUCCUGUGUCGCUGCCUUCCAGUGGGCCACCAAGGAAGGUCCUCUUGCCGAAGAGAACUUGCGUGGCUGUCGCUUCAACAUCUUGGAUGUCGUCCUUCACGCUGAUGCUAUCCACAGAGGUGGUGGUCAGAUCAUCCCCACCUUCCGUCGUGUCGUCUACGCUUCCAUGCUUACCGCCAAGCCCGGUAUCCAGGAACCCGUCUACCUCGUCGAAAUCCAGUGCCCCGACUCUGCCAUGGGUGGUAUCUACUCUGUUCUUAACCGUCGUCGUGGUAUGGUCUUCUCUGAGGAGCAGCGCCCUGGUACCCCCAUGAUGAACAUCAAGGCCUACAUGCCCGUCAACGAAUCGUUCGGUUUCACUGCUGAUUUGCGUGCUGCCACUGCUGGUCAGGCCUUCCCUCAAGCUGUCUUCGAUCACUGGCAGGCCAUGACCGGUGACCCAUUGGAAGCCGGUAACAAGGUCUACGAUAUCAUCCGUAACGUCCGUAAGAGAAAGGGUCUUGUCGAAGAUAUCCCUGGUCUCGACAAGUACUACGACAAGCUGUAAACGGUGGACUCGUUCUCACGUUACCAAUGAAAAGAUUAAAUUCUUUUGUUUUAAAAAAAUCCUCUCUUUUUUCCCGCACGUACACACACAUACAUCUUCCCUCUCUAAUCGACACGUCUAUCUCCAUGAUCGCAUCUUCCCCAUGAUUUACGCGAUAUAUAAAUAGAAAACAUACAAGAAGGGCUAUAUAGAUUUUCUAUUACAUAUACAACACGAAUAAAGAGAGUGCUUUUUAUUCUGCCCU
Molecule: messenger RNA, 3126 nt
Organism: Zychaea mexicana
Lineage: Eukaryota; Fungi; Mucoromycota; Mucoromycetes; Mucorales; Lichtheimiaceae
Product: elongation factor 2
Exons: 6
Coding region: 384-2882 (832 amino acids)
Biological process (GO): translational elongation
Cellular component (GO): cytosol; ribonucleoprotein complex
Molecular function (GO): ribosome binding; GTP binding; GTPase activity
Source: RefSeq, a predicted model, not a curated record